This is a messenger RNA of Alternaria rosae, 2432 nucleotides long. RefSeq names its product heterokaryon incompatibility protein-domain-containing protein. The record is from RefSeq and is a predicted model, not a curated record. The transcript has a single exon. NCBI's taxonomy places the organism in Eukaryota, Fungi, Ascomycota, Dothideomycetes, Pleosporales, Pleosporaceae. The coding region runs from base 271 to 2241 and encodes 656 amino acids.
CAGGUACAUGAGCCAAUAAGUCCCCUGCCUUUUCGGAUCCUCCCACGUCUUCGGAAACCGGUGAGUGAAACAACAGAGAGCCAAGUUUCUACGUCCUUCGAGAAGCGACUUGACUAUGCAUUUAUAGGCUUUGCUCCGCCUGAAAGUGUCCAAAUACAGAUUUGGCUUCGUUGGCACAUCCAGCUUCAACACAAUUCCCAAGAUUAUUAAGAGCCAGAUCGUUUCGCAUCUUAUCCGUUUCGCGAUUUUACCUCCUUCUGUCUACACAAGAUGCAGUACAAACCUCUCGACAAGACGAAGAACGAGAUCCGUGUUCUCAAGUUUAUGAAUUCUUCCAGCCCAGUCUCAAGCGAAGACACCAUUCGAUGCUCUAUCGGAAACGUCUCGCUGGGAAUUUCUCGCCACUUUCAAUCGCACCAAGACUCCUCGCAGGGUCAGAAAUCUCCGAUAGCAUGGGAUAGAUUUACCAAGUCUGUAGAUCUCCGAGACUCAACCCUUGAACAGACGACCCUCGAUAAGGCCACACAUACUGGCCUACGUCGAAGUCUUGAUCAGCAUAGCAACUCUCGUUACACAUGGGGAGACUUCGAAGCCCUGUCGUAUACAUGGGGCGACGCAGACGAUAAAAAAGGAAUCAUCGUAAACGGAAUUCCUAAAGACGUUCCACGAAACCUCGAGGAAGCGUUGAGAGCCCUGCGAGGCCUUCAAGAAACACGUUCUAGCAUGUGUUACUGGGUAGAUUCUUUGUGCAUUGAUCAGGGAAAUAUCGAAGAGCGGAAUGAACAGGUCAAGCGCAUGAAAGAUAUAUACGGUCGAGCUAGAGCUGUCGUAGUCUGGUUGGGUCAAGAAGAGGAGAUGGACAGGAUUGCAGUCCAGACAAUGCACCAUCUUUGCCGGAAUCCCUGUGUCAAAAACACGUUGCAACUCCCAGCCGUUCUGCUUGACGGAUGGUCCGCCCUUUUCGCCUUUACCCAAAAACCAUAUUGGAAUCGAUGUUGGAUCAUUCAGGAGCUCGCCAUGAACCAUAAUUCGACUUUGUUCAUGUGCGGAAAAUACAAGCUGACACGGCGGAUGUUACGUUUGGGUGCUCUUUACUGUCAGGAAUUUUUGCAGGUAUCAGAGGACCGAAAUUAUCAAUCCAAGCACGACUUGGAACUUGCUGCUUGGGCUAUGGCUGGUCGCAUGUAUCGCUUAGCAAGUCUUGUAUUCGAUGCCGAUGUUGGAUUAGGAUUGGACCCUUUGUUGAAUCUUGUUCGUCGAGCCGACGCAACUGACAAGAAGGACAAAGUUUACAGCAUACUCGGCUUGUUGGACCCUAGCAUCUCCUCACGUAUUACACCAAACUACUCGCUCCCGGUGCAGCAAGUCUAUACAGACUUCAUGAAAUCUGUUAUCGAUGCAUCAGAAAGACUAGAUCAAAUCGUCUUUAGAGGUAUUCCGGCUGAGGAUGGCUGGUCAUCAUGGGUACCCGACUGGAGAGAGCUUUUCCAGCGUCAUCACAUCCGAUAUUUGAGGUCUCGACAAGCGAGCGGAAAUCCAGCUGCUCAAUUCAGGUUUAUCAAGAAAGGGAAGGGCCUUACUUCUCUUGCCUGCAACGGGUUCUGGGUUGACACAGUCGAUGGCAUCGCAGCCGAGCCUUCGCUAGACUGUCACGCUACCAAGUCAACAACUACCUCGGAUAGAUAUGGCGGUCGAACAUCAGAAGCCCUCCAUCAGAGCUUCCGUAUGGGCCAUCCUGCAAUGCAGACUGAGCUACUAUUCAAAGUCCCGUGGAAUAUUAUCCGCGACACUGAUGACAGCCAUGCCAAUUUCACCUCAAAUCCGGAUUGGCUUGAACUCUCUCAAUCGAGUUAUUUUGAGCGAUUCAACAACUUCAGAGAGCACAAUAAAGACUUUCGAAUCGGCGGCCAGAAAUUUCAAACUUUCUUCCCACAAUCCGAUGACCACAGUGUGGAUAUCGCGUUUACUCUACGGUGUAUGCGUUUAGCUCUACUUUCUCUGGAUCACAGAGCUCUGAUAACGACAACAAGUGGCUAUUUCGGUAUGGCUCCGGUAGCGACUCGAUCAGGAGACGUCAUUGCUAUCUUACUCGGUUGUAACUGUCCAGUUGUCUUAAGGCCGUGCGAUGAUGGUCUCUACCGAAUUAUCGGAGAAUGCUACAUUCAAGGGCUCAUGAAUGGAGAAAUACUCAAUCAAGAGCAGGAAGGACUCGUUACAAAGCAUGAAUUCGUCUUGUGCUAGGAAGACAAUCAGGGAGAGAAAGCGCAACUACGACGUGCGCCCCCAAUCACACCUCUGGCUCCUCAUCCCCAAUAUGUGGAUACUCGAAGUCAACCUCAACCACAAACCUACCCUUCUAAAACAAGCCCUCAACCUACCGCCUUAUCGCCCUGUUCGUUACCUCAUCUACCUCCCAAGCUCCCGUCUCAACG